Labeo rohita (rohu) is the source of this 5105-nucleotide messenger RNA. RefSeq names its product southpaw (gene spaw). Lineage: Eukaryota; Metazoa; Chordata; Actinopteri; Cypriniformes; Cyprinidae. Bases 3566 to 4783 code for a protein of 405 amino acids. Gene Ontology annotation, molecular function: cytokine activity; type I activin receptor binding; growth factor activity. The transcript is spliced from 7 exons. The record is from RefSeq and is a predicted model, not a curated record. Gene Ontology annotation, cellular component: extracellular region. Gene Ontology annotation, biological process: BMP signaling pathway; SMAD protein signal transduction.
CUGAUUCGCCAGAAAAAAGGGACGUCUUUUCGGAUUAGUAUUCUAGUUAUGGAAAGCAAGUCAUAGGUUAUGGGCUUUUUUAUUAUUCCUUAUCUUGUGCUACUAAUCAGAGGCGCCAUGAACGGGGGAGAGGUAAUUUUGGAGUGAUAGAUGGUCAUGAGUCCCUUGUUUGUCCUGAGCAGUUCAACUGGCCGGUGUUCUUCAGCAAAAUCCUUCAGAUCCUGCUCCUUCUUCGGUUUUCCAGCAUCUUCUGCAUGUCUGACCCCUUUUUAACAAUGACUGAAUGAUUUUGAGAUUCAUCUUUUCACACUGAGGAGUCCACCAAAGUUCAGGGUGAGCAGAUGUAGCAAGAUGGACUGGGACCUUACACUGGAGGUGCACUGAUAAUAGGCCUGAAAAAGGAAAAUAAAAAGGAAAGGACAUGACGUGAGGCCAAGUACGGUGACCCAUACUCGGAAUUUGUGCUCUGCAUUUAACUCAUCCAAGUGCACACACACAUCAAUCUUAGAUCAGUCAGUCCUGUUAACACCGGCAACACUGCACGUCUUCUGUCUCCCUCAUCUAUCACACGAUUCAACUCAUCAGCUUAUUAGUAGAGAGAACAAGACCUGAAAUGGGUGUCCGAUGUGAGAGACCUACAAAAUGUGCAGUGCUGGAGGCGCUCGCAGGACUGGUUUGAAGAAUAAUGCUGACUAUCCCAGGCCAGUUCCUUAUGAGGUGACCCUGUCAAUCAUGGCCAACCAAGCCCCGGCUGUCCCCACAUCAUGCAGCUGCUGGACUGCCAUUCCAGAGUAAAGUGGAAAAAUGUGUAGUACUAAAGAUAAUUUUCCUACAGGAAGAGAAAGGUACUGUCCUCCGGAGCACAUCGAGAAGGGUGAGUACAAUGGGAAGCAAUCAACGUCUCUGGGGAUGCUGCUAUAUCGUAUGAUCACUAACGUUUUCCCAGACAGCAGUGAUAACGAUUUGAUGUUUAGUUCCAGCCAGGCUUCUCAGAUAUUAAAAACUUCAUUUCAACAAGGAAGCACAACUGCAAUUCUUAAUCAUACAAAAUAGAGGGUUUAAAAAUGAUCUUAUGGAAAAUGCAAGACUCUUUCACAGUUGUACAGCUUAGGAGCAAGUGUCAAUUUGAAGGUAAUGAUCAGACAUCUGUCUUUCUGAAAAAAAAAGAUGCUGUACAGUUACAACAAGCUGGCAGGCCUUGGUUGGGUCUGGUGCCUUGGCUUGUGGCAGUAGUUUUGGCGUCUUGCAGAACUGUUCCACAGGUUCCUCCUACUGCAGCUCCCCAGAGGUUCCUGCCACUGGUGAUCCCUGUGACAGAUGCAUCAGAGGUUUCAGCCAUGGCCACAGAGCUCCCUUUCUCAGCUGCCUUGGGCCCAGAGAUCUUGUCAGGGCCACUCCACAAAUCAUCUUCUGAGAGGUCUCUGACAUGACAGCCUGGGUCGCACUAAUGCCCUUCACAUCCACCACACAGGUUCCUCUUAUGUUGGUGCAGAAGUUCAUGCCAUUGCAGUGCUUCUUUUCGUAGCUUCAGCCAGAGCUGAUGUCCAAGCUGCCCCGGUCUUAGAGCUCCUCUCUCAACCUUUCUGGUCACAGAGUCUCCAGCUAAAGCUGCUCUGGUCCAAAAGGAUUCUGUCAGUCCUGCAUUAUAGCAUCCUCUCACAGCCCCAGUGUUUCCUGUCAGUGGUGUGAUUCCCCCAUAUUUCACUUGAUUACACUUGCCACAUUCAGUUGCAAAUUACAUGAAUCACAUAGGCCUAAUAUAUUUUAAAUUCAAAAUUGCUAAAUGACUCAAAAGUAGUUUGUAUCACUGGAUUACAGUUGGUCAUUUAACAUUUCUAUCCUAAAACAGUUGUCAAAUGUUAAGCUGCUGAAUGCGUUAUAUCAUACCUCGCAUUCUUUCACCCUUAAAACUGCAUCUGGAAUUCAUGUUUCUGUGAACUAGAGGUUGCACGCCUACUAAUUUCUGCUAGUUGGUUACUCAAGUACUUGUGGUUUAUGUUACUGUUAAAAAAAAAAAAAAAAAGAAUAGUUUGUGACAGUUAUUGUUUAAUAAUUAAUAACUACAUCUUUUCAAUAAUUGCAUCUCUUACAAUUAUUGUAAAACAUUUUGUUUAACUUUUUGUCAUCCUAAAAACAUAGGUGCACUGCAGCAUCAAGAAAAUCAAAUGGGCCUAUAGUGUCCCCCUCAGUGUCUACAGAUAUUGCAUUAAUUCAAACAGCACACAACAAUUUAUUUAUUUUUGUUCAGUAGUAAAAUCUCCCUUUAUUACAAUAUAACAACAAUGGUCUUUCCCAUUUAAAGAAAAUAAAACCAGUCAAUAAAUAUAACAGCAUGCUUAUAAACACAAAUUAAAUAACUUUCAUUGCAGAGCUGUAAGUUCAACCUCCUCACUGAUGUUGCUUCAUUAAUCAUUUUCUAUAAUUUGCAGAUUUUAAUUUUAUUUGACAACACUAUUGCUGGUUAAAACAUGUAUGUGUACUGUCUAUGAGAUCAGAUUAAAAUAAUGUAAAAAUAAAUCUAAAGUGAUAAUUUGGGGACCCUCCUAACAUCCCAGUGAGUCAAUAUACCCUUCACACCUCUGGUGUUAAUGUAUGUUAUGACAUUAUGUCUGCAUUUAAAGAGCAGUUGAGAUGUUUAAAGUUCUUUUCUAUUAAUAAACUAAUAAGUCCAUGUUCCUGUCACUGAUAUUGUAAAUAGCCAAUCAUAUGUAACCCUGGACCACAAAACCAGUCUUAUGUUGCACUGGUAUAUUUGUAGCAAUAGGCUAAAAUACAUUGAAUGAGUCAAAUUUAUAGAUUUUUCUUUUAUGCCAAAAAUCAUUAGGAUAUUAAGUAAAGAUCAUGUUCCAUGAAGAUAUAUCGUAAAUUUCCCACGGUAAAUAUAUCAAAACUUAAUUUUUGAUUAGUCAUAUGCAUUGCUAUGAACUUCAUUUGGACAACUUUAGAGGCGAUUUUCUCAGUAUUUAGAUUUUUUGCACCAUCAGAUUUAAAACUGUCAAAUAGUUGUAUCUCGGCCAAAUAUUGUCCUUUCCUAACAAACCAUACAUCAACGAAAAGCAUAUUUAUUCAGCUUUCAGAUGAUGUAUGAAUCUCAAUUUCAUUAAAUUUACACUUAUGACUGGUUUUGUGGUCCAGGGUCACAUAUAUAAACAUCAUAGUUAUAACACACUCAUAAAUAUAAGAACAUAUUGCAAAGCAAUAAUAGUUUUAAAAUCAUUCGUAAUUUAAUGUUGCCUGUACUGCAUACAGUUAUCAAGACGGUUUAACUUUGGGUGGCCCAAAAUCAAAGGAUGUCGCUGGCACACAAGAGUGUCGCGCCUCGCGCAAAUAAAAGCCUGCACAGUUUCGAAAAGCAGUGAACUUGACAGCUCUGCUCUCCUCUGAUGUGCCUCACGGAUCAGAGGGAUUCCACGGAGACUACAAGAUGACAGGGGUCAUCAGGGGCCAGCUGCACACUUUAAAAGCACUGUCCACAGCUCGGCCACCCCGAUCACUCGGACCUCAGACGAGCCAGGAGCAGGAAUCGGACGCGUUCGAUCAGUUCAGAAAACUUCAUUGAUUCGCAAUGGAAACUCAGCCAAUCAUGUUGUUCGCUGUCUUGGUGGUUUCCUUGAUGCAAGCUGGAUGCGUAAAGAUCGAUAAUCGCGGUGCUCUCAUGGGAGAACAUCAUAAAGCCUUCGCAGGUUCAUAUUCCGAUCUCAGUCUCCAGUCUUAUGCCAGGUACCCGCUCUACAUGAUGCAGUUAUACAGAGACUUCAGCGGUAAGAUGGCAACUACUCCAGCCAGUGACGACAGCCCAACUCUUCAUCAGUCUGACUUCGUCCUAAGCCUGAUUGCACAAGACUGUCAUCAAAUUGGUGAGCGAUGGACCGUCACUUUUGACAUGUCUUCCCUCUCAGCGAGUGACAGCGUUCAGCUGUCGGAGCUCCGCAUCCGUCUGCCAGCGUUUUCAGCAUCCAGCCGCGUUAUUGUGGACAUCUUCCACUUGCGUAAACAGGAUUGUGAGUCUGACUCAGUGUUCUGUCGUCAUAAGCGACUUUUUAUAGGCAGCAUCAAGUCAGUGCCCAGCACUCCAAGAUCAACAUGGAGAGUUUUCAACGUCACGGAGCUACUCGAGCACUGGUUGAGUCAGGGAACGGAGACACCUGAGCAGGUGCAGGACGGAGAGGACACCGGAAGCGGGGAAGACUUACCUGAACUGGUUGCAAAUAGCUGGCGCCGGAAAAUCCAGCAUCCUACUGCAGAACGAGUUAUGAUUGUAGUUUUCUACAAAAACAACUUUUCCCACAGCGGCCAGCAGCGUGCCUCCAGCUUGAUCAGUACAGUGGCGCACUCUAAAUAUGUUGUUCUACAGCAGGCACCAAACGCAGCUCAAGGUCGCCGCCACAAAAGAAACCGGGUCGAAAGGAUGCGCGCAACAGAUGAUAGAAACGCGACGGGAAUAGUAGCACCUCCAGAGCAACAACAAGGAUCACUUUGUCGGCGAGUCGAUAUGUGGGUGGAUUUUGAUCAGAUUGGAUGGGAUGAAUGGAUCGUGCAUCCAAAGCGUUAUAAUGCAUACCGCUGCGAAGGCGAAUGUCCAAGUCCGUUGGACGAGUCUUUCAACCCAACAAACCACGCCUAUAUGCAGAGUUUGUUGAAGCUUUACCAUCCGGAACGCGUCACCUGUCCGUCAUGUGUGCCGACGCGCCUCAGCCCGCUCUCCAUGCUGUACUAUGAAGGCGACGGUGUGGUCAUGCGCCACCACGAGGACAUGGUCGUGGAGGAGUGCGGUUGUCAGUGAAGUGUGUUGCCGUGUUCUCAUAGACUUUUAGUGGGGUGCUCUGAUAACGCUUAAAAUGUUUAAAAACAUUCCAAAAAUCUGCUUUUGAACGAAAGCACAUGAUUUUAAAGAACUUCAAACGAAAACCACUGAAACGCUGUGCAAAGUGCAAAUAUUUAAUAUUUAAGUACAUAUUGUAUUAUAUAUGUAAUAUGUAAAUAUUUUGAUUUGUUUUUUUAAAGAGUGUAUAUUUUUACUUAAUGUACAUAGGUUAUGUGUAUAAUGAAAUGUAAUAUGUAUUGUGACAAAAUGUGAUGUGAAAUGUGUUCAUUUUUUAUCUUAU